AUGGAUCAUGGGGGCGGUGGUGGCAGGAGCAGUAGCCGGCUCCGGGACCGGUUGGCCCGGAUGUUCCGGCCGAGCUCGCUCCUCCGCUCGACCUGCAACAACAACACCGCGUCGACCUCCUCGUCGUCGUCCUCCGCAGCGGCGAGCUCGGCGGCGGACGGUGUGACGGCGUCAAAGCCGGCCCCGAGCUCCGCCUGCUCCUCCAGCCGCGCGCUCCUCGCCGCCGACUCCGCCGUGGCCAGGGACAGGGACUCCUUCCUCACCUCCUCUCGCCGCGACUACGCCGUUCUCGUCGGCCGCACCGAGUCCUUCUCCAACGCCCUCGACCGCGUGCACCGCCGGGCCGGCAGCGUCGGGGCGGCGCAGCCUCUGGUUCCCUCUCGCUUCUCUAUGCACGCGUCGCCUCUGAUGGAGAGCAAGAAAAAUGAUAAAGAGAAGAGCCCACUCUACUGCCAUCCGCGCCACCGCCACCGUCUCGGUGGCAGUACCAAGAGCGACAAGAGCAAGAAGCUGCUCUCGAGCAACCCCUACGGCUUCAGCAGCUCGAACGACGACGACGCCGACACCGACGGCGACGAAGUCUUCAGCAGCGACGCCGACGAGCGCGGCCGUGGCGGCGCGAAGAAAGGGGAGGCGGAGGCCUUCUUCUCCUCCUCCCGAAGCUUCUCCUUCUCCUCGGACUCCUCCGAGUUCUACACCAACAAGAAGAAACCCACGAAGAAGUCCCCCACCGCGGUGGCGCCCAAACCGCCGGCGGUAGCGGCUGGGACGAGGAGGCAGAGGCGCAAGCAUCGACGCGCCGCGAGCAGCUGCGACACGUGCGGCGUGAAGGAAGGGUUCCGGCCGGUGGUGUCUGCCGCGGAGGAGCAGGUGCGCAGGGGGUUCGCGGUGGUGCAGCGGUCGCGGGACCCCUACGCCGACUUCCGGGCGUCGAUGGUGGAGAUGGUCGUGAGCAGGCAGAUGUUCGGCGCGGCGGAGCUGGAGCGGCUGCUGCGGUCGUACCUCUCCCUCAACGCGCCGCGCCACCACCCCGUCAUCCUCCAAGCCUUCUCCGACAUCUGGGUCGUCCUCCACGGCGGCUAA
Lolium rigidum is the source of this 1083-nucleotide messenger RNA. RefSeq names its product transcription repressor OFP3-like. Gene Ontology annotation, biological process: negative regulation of DNA-templated transcription. The transcript has a single exon. The record is from RefSeq and is a predicted model, not a curated record. Bases 1 to 1083 code for a protein of 360 amino acids. Lineage: Eukaryota; Viridiplantae; Streptophyta; Magnoliopsida; Poales; Poaceae.